This is a messenger RNA of Symbiodinium sp. CCMP2592, 522 nucleotides long. Lineage: Eukaryota; Dinophyceae; Suessiales; Symbiodiniaceae. The record is from the annotation of a GenBank genome assembly.
AUGACGGAUUCGACGAAGGGCGCCGAGGAGCUGCUCUUGGCUUUGACACAGCAGGUGACGAAGGCGGCCACCGAGCGGCGGGGCUUGGGAGGCGACGUCGAGCCGCGACAGCUCAGCAACGCCUUGUACGGACUCCAGGGCUUCAGCCUCUCCCAAAGACCCGCCGUGCUCCCAGCGCUGCUCCGAGCUCUCGCCAAGUGGGCCACGCCCGCCGGGACGCCCCCCCCUCCUGCUCGGGGCUUCUCGGCUCAGGGGCUCGGCAUGGCCCUCUACGGUCUGCAAGGCAUCGGCCGCUGCGCGGAAGUGGAGGAGCUACUUGAGGCCCUUCUUCCCUAUGUCCGCGGUGCCGCUCCACUGGACGGCCAGGCGGUGGGCAAUGCCUUGUACGGUCUGCAGAGUCUCAACAGCGACUCUGAAGGCCCCCCCUCCCUCAUUAGCCUCUCUUUCUUGGUUUUUGGGGUCUCAGCCUCUCUGUGUCUUGGUGGAAGACUAUGGUGUGAUAUAGGUCUGAGGAAUCGUUAG